GUUUUCCCUCGGUUAAUACAUUAGAAAAAAGUUCGCAAACAAACAAGACGUGCGUACACAGUCAAAUAUGGCCAAAGAAUUUUUAGCACUUAUUGCCCUUUUUCUCCAAUGGCAAAUUAGCUUUGAAAGUCAAGAGUACGAAGCAGACGAUCCAAGAAAUGCGUUCGAAUUUGGCGCGUUGACGAAAUCUGAUGCUGAGAACUCCACCAGUCAAAGCUCAUUAGGUAUUGAAGAUAUUGUCAUGAUUGUCAGGACGCAAUCCAACUCAUUUCACAAAAAGAAGGCCAAAAUAUUCCUCAACCAUAUCAAGGACCAACUGAAGCCUGAAGAUAAGGAAAAAUUGGUGGUUAAAAUGGUUCACCAGAACUGGGCUCCCUUUGGUGCUUGGACAAUAUUUCCUAUGUUAACAAAGUUAAAUGAAGAAUUUAGUGAAUCAAAAUCCUGGAUAUUUUUCUGUGAAGAAGAUACAAUCAUUGAUUUGCCUGCACUUCUGAAAGUGCUUCAAAGGUUUAAUAAAAGUCAGCCUUUGUUUCUUGGUCAUGGCAUCCAAGAUCACUAUCCAGCCAUUAUCCAUCACUUUGCAUUUGCGGAGAAUCCAUCUAAGUUCUCAUUUCCUGAUUUCUCUGCUGGAUGGGCCAUCAGUAGUUCUCUUCUUAAAAUGUUAUCAUCAAGAUUAGAGAAAAAUCCAAUGAAGUCAGAUUUUACAAUUGAUGUUCAGCAUGAGGUUGCAAUGUACAUCUGGAAUGAUGGAAAAGGAAUUUCUUUAACUGACGUGCCUGAAUUCUGCACCAGUAAACCAGGAGAAGAUAAACUGUGUGCAACGUCUUUUAAUAGUACUCCAUUUGAUUGUGGAGAGGUAUCUUUAGACGACAUAUUUUUUGCUGUAAAAACCACACAAAAGUUUCACAAGACGAGAGUUCCUAUCGUAAAGGACACACUAGGCCUUCAUGCAAAACAUCUAGUGUAUUACAGCGAGACAGAAGACCCUGAUGUUCCUACAGAAAACAUUGGUGUACCUAACACAGAAAUGGGUCACUGUGCCAAGCUGCAGGCCAUUAUCGAACGAUCAUCGAAAGACAAAAGAUUUAACAAGAAACCCUGGCUUGUCGUGGUCGAUGAUGAUACGAUCAUGAGCGCGCCUCGAAUGCAGCGUCUUUUAGCUUGUUAUGAUCCAAAAGAGGUCAUCCUUCUGGGUGAAAGAUAUGGUUAUGGAGUGACGACUGGCUUCGGGUAUGAGUACGUCACAGGAGGUGGAGGCAUGGUCUUGAGUAGAGCAGCAAUCAACGCAAUAAUUGAGAGUGGCUGUUCCUGUUGGGAGCAGAAUUCCCCGGAUGAUAUGUGGCUUGGAAACUGUUUUAGAAAUAUAGGUGUUCCAAUCAUACACAGCCCGGCGUUUCACCAGACACGGCCCAUUGAGUACGUCCCUUCCCUUCUAGCUCACCAGACUCCUGUGUCGUUCCAUAAACACUACGAAAACGAUCCUUUGGCAGUCUACAGAGAUUACUUAAGCUAAUGGUCAGAAUAUAUAUCAUUAGAUAAAUUGAAUGCCAAAAUCUCAGUUUAGGCAAUUUGAGAAUUUCCGGCAAUGAGAAAUCAACCAAGAUUUUAAUGCGGUUUUAAACAGUAUUCAUAAAAUUAUAUAUAGUUCUUAAAGAACUUGUAACAAUUUCAAAUGACAUUGCAAUUAGCAAUGGAGGAGUGAACCCGCUGCUAGGACUCUCUUGUCAUAGCGUUGCUCUGCAAAGGGGAGAUUUUUACGUGACACACAGUGCACAAAAUUUUCAGGAACAAUUUGAAGUUGAAGUCUGUUUCCUGCAAGACUAGUUAAAGGCAUCCAAACCGUUCCACAUUUAGUUUUGAACCACUAGAAAUGGGUUCCAAUUUAUUAAUAAAAAUAAUUAUAUUAUUAAUAUAUUAGUACGUCAUUAGUAUUCUGACUAGGUUAUAAGUAUAUAAAAAAAAAACGAUAUUAGUACAGUAAGAUUGAAAUCUUUAGAUUUAGCUUAAUCUUUAGCAGACAUUGAUAAGAUUUAAUUAGUUUUUUUCUGAACUGUGCGCU
Molecule: messenger RNA, 2059 nt
Organism: Actinia tenebrosa (Australian red waratah sea anemone)
Lineage: Eukaryota; Metazoa; Cnidaria; Anthozoa; Actiniaria; Actiniidae
Product: beta-1,3-glucosyltransferase
Cellular component (GO): membrane
Molecular function (GO): glycosyltransferase activity
Source: RefSeq, a predicted model, not a curated record